AUGCGGUUUUCUUGUUCACCCCAUCGAAGGAUAGGGAAGGAGCUUGAAAAGGAGUUAGAGAUGGAAGAGCAGAAUGGCGAAGGGGGCGAUAAAACUGGUGUUUCUGGUACCGAAGGCGGCGUGGAUGAACAUAACGAUGGGGCUGAGAAUACAGUAAAGUCUAUGUGUAGGGAGCUUUCCAAACGGAUAUACAACAUGCCCCAACAGAUUCGAGCUGUCCACGCUCAACGGGAGAAGGAGAAGGGAAAUGAGGUUUGCACAAAUUGA
Molecule: messenger RNA, 267 nt
Organism: Hydatigera taeniaeformis
Lineage: Eukaryota; Metazoa; Platyhelminthes; Cestoda; Cyclophyllidea; Taeniidae
Source: the annotation of a GenBank genome assembly